Camellia sinensis is the source of this 1686-nucleotide messenger RNA. RefSeq lists its product as uncharacterized. Gene Ontology annotation, cellular component: plasma membrane. Gene Ontology annotation, molecular function: protein binding. The record is from RefSeq and is a predicted model, not a curated record. Lineage: Eukaryota; Viridiplantae; Streptophyta; Magnoliopsida; Ericales; Theaceae.
AGAAUGAGACUCACAACAUAAACAAACUCUCUCUCCCUCUCUCUCUCUCGUUAUUAUUUGUUAUAAAACUCUUCCAGAGUGCUAUAGCUCUUGAUUUUUUCUUUUUUAGAAAAAUGUCUUACUUGCAUAUCUCUACAUGUAGCAAAACGCUCGAGCGCCAUCAACUGAGUGAAUCAACUGGAUAUUUUGAACCUCUUAGAAAUUUAGAUGUUUCGGAAGCAUCAGGCAAUAAUUCUCUGCACGUCGCAGCCCAACUUGGCUGCCACGAUGCUGCUUCCAUAGAAGCACUGUCCAAGCAGCCUGGACUCGCCGAGGAAUUGAACCUCGACGGUCUCACUCCACUGCACCUGGCAUGCCAGGAGGGUCAUCCAGAAAUCGUCGAUAAUUUGAUAAAAAGUAAUAAAAAUCUUUGCAAUCUCAAGGCCAAGAAUAAUGGGCUAAUUCCACUUCAUGUUGCAGCGAUGAAAGGCAAGGUUGAGAUUGUGAAGUUGUUGGUUGAUGCUUGCCCUGAGUCGGUGAAAGAAGCAACCGCGGUGGGUGAAACUUGUCUUCAUCUUGCUGUUAUGUAUAAUAAGGUGAAGGUGUUCCAGUACUUAGUGAAAUGGCUCGGCGAGAGGAUUGACUAUGGCGGCGAUCUGAUUAACAGAAAGGAUCGUGGUGGAAAGACGGUUUUGCACCUUGCCACAUCCAGAAAACAACUACAGACUUUAAAAGUACUGCUUGAUAAUCAAAGCCUUAACAAAAUAGUGGAAGUCAACGCCAAGAACUCCGGCGGUUUCACCCCUCUGGACAUCCUAGAUGUUCUCCCAUAUUCUGGAAAGAUCGAAAUGGAAAUCGACAAAAUCCUUCGACGAGCAGGCGCCAUGAGAGCCCGGGACAUGACAGAUCAAAGCAUCAACAUCAAGGUCGAUCAUGAAUGCAGAAGAAAAUCUCAAAACCCAUCAAAUAUUAGCACCAUCAAGUCCCUCAUCAAGCUCAGAACAGAGGCAUUGAAUGGAAUACUGUUAAUCACAGCCACAUUGCUCACAACAAUAACCUACCAUGCCGGAUUUAGCAUCCGCGCCACGGUUGCAAAUUCUAAAGAGGGUUACACUUAUAGAUACAACCCAAAUGGUACGCUCCAAUUGAAGAAACAAGGUUCAAGCCUAACUAGAUUGUUCAUACUGUUUAAUUCGUCUGGGUUCAUCUCAUCGGUGGCAUUGGUUAUAUUCCUCCUACAUGAAUUCCCAAUGAAACCGUGGCCACAAAUCUCGGUUUCAGCCCUGUUUGGGGCUUAUAUGUGUUCAAUAAUGGCAGUAUCUCCCAAUGAAGCCUUUGCUCUGCUCUUGUUAGCAACUCCCUUUUUGCUGUUGGCAGCUGGAGGAAAACUCUUGGGCCUUGGCCGGCAGAGGCCAGAUGCAGAAUGCGAAGAUGGAGACGCAUAAAACCAUGUACUGUCUUGUGUUCACGUCUAUGCAGAAGCAAGCGUGUUUUGACUGUGUUGUAUCUUUGAAUUCUAGCUAAAAUAAGAGUGACGAGUGUGUGUGUGUGUGUGUGUGUGUGUGUGUGUGUGUGUGUGUGAGAGAGAUAAAAGAACUUGGGACUGUAUGGAAUGUGUGUGUGUGUGUGUAAUGGAAGAACUUGGGACUGUAUGGAAUAAACUCUUGGGGUAGUCUUUGCUACCUGUGCUACAAAGGCUUUUUACUA